AUGCCCCAAGAUGAAGCCGACGUGGACGGCUGCGCCGAUUUGCGCAUCGAGCUGAUGAGUCACGAACAAGACUUCAUAGAGGCCUUCCAUGUUGCCAGCGAGGCUUUCGGCCGGCAGACGCACGACGACAUAUGGAUGGCCAUGAAUCCAGGUUGGGACACUGCCGAGGGCAAAUCCCGAGGAGCAGCCCUCAUGGCGCAACGGUGGCGAAGGUCGACCAGGGACCGCGUGAACCGACCAAACGCAAUGUUUGUCAAAGCAACACUCCCGCUCGGGGGACACGGGCGCACCCAAGGUCGCAGGACCGUCGGCACGGCCAUCUGGCUCCAGGCCUCAGCCGUUGACGGGUACGGCGACGCCCCGGCGACUGACUGGAGAAGAGCCCUGAACGUGGACGAGGUUUGCCCAGGGGACGCAGCGGCGCAGAGAUACCUCGUCCAGGUGAUGCAGUCCCUUCAACGGCAGCGCGUGGGUGUCGUCCGGCAGAAAGCCAGCGCUUCGCCUCCCUCCGUCAUGGUCCUUGAUCUCUGCGCGGUCGACCCUGCCUUCCAGGGCCGGGGCGUCGCCAAACGCAUGGUGCAGUGGGGGUUGGAGGAGGCCAAGGCGAGAGGGGGUCUGGAGUGCAUCCUGGAGGCGUCGGUGAUGGGGAGACGGGUGUACGAGAAGCUUGGUUUCCGCCAGCAAGGUCCGGAGAUUGAGUACGAGGUAGACGAGCAGUUUGCUGGCCGCCGCCGGCCGAGCAAUGUCUUUAUGCGGACGGGUCCGUUGGAGGCCGCGCAACGCAACGCCGUGCUCAGCCAGCAGUCGGGGGCGUCCUCGGUGUUUGAUUGUCUGGGGGCGGGGGAACCCAGUCCAGGGCAUAUUGGGGCAAAUCGGCAAGAGAGUAAUUGA
Molecule: messenger RNA, 891 nt
Organism: Ustilaginoidea virens
Lineage: Eukaryota; Fungi; Ascomycota; Sordariomycetes; Hypocreales; Clavicipitaceae
Exons: 1
Coding region: 1-891 (296 amino acids)
Molecular function (GO): acyltransferase activity, transferring groups other than amino-acyl groups
Source: RefSeq, a predicted model, not a curated record